AUGGCGAUUGCCAAAGUGGAGCAGCGGAUGAACCUGAAAUUUCUAGCGAAACUGAACAAAUCUCCGAGCGAGUGCUUGAAGCUGGUGCAAGAGGUGUACGAUGAUAAUGCGAUGUCACGUAUGCGAGUGUUUGAGUGGCAUAAACGGUUUACCGAGGGAUGGGAAAACGUUGAAGACGACGAAAGACCGGGUCGGCCCGUCACAGCAACAACGGAAGAAGUCGUUGAGAAAAUUAAUGCAAUUGUUCGCAACGAUCGCAGACUAAGCAUACCGAUGAUAGCAGAAAUGGUGAAUGUUGACAAACAACCCGUACGACAAAUUUUGCACGAACAGUUGAACAUGCGCAAGAUCCGCGCCAAACUCGCAGACCUGUAA
This is a messenger RNA of Ornithodoros turicata, 375 nucleotides long. Its product is annotated as protein GVQW3-like. The transcript has a single exon. The coding region runs from base 1 to 375 and encodes 124 amino acids. NCBI's taxonomy places the organism in Eukaryota, Metazoa, Arthropoda, Arachnida, Ixodida, Argasidae. The record is from RefSeq and is a predicted model, not a curated record.